AAUUUGCUCACAUUCCAAUACUACCAUUUAGGUUUAGCAUCCUCACCUCAUUUUCUUCAUCUUCUCCUCUUCUAGGCCUCUACUUUCUCUCUCUAGAAAGAAAUUCUGCUUCCUUUAUCUUCUCUCUAAAAAGAAGCAGAAAGAACACUGAGAAAUCAGCUUAAAGGCAACAAUCAAUGGCUGUUCAUCUUCUGUUUGGGCUUCUCAUCUUAUCCAUGGUUACUCAUUCAAAUGCGGCAUUUUGUGUAUGUAAGCAAGGGAUAAGUCCAGGAAUAAUGCAGAAAGCAAUAGAUUAUGCUUGUGGAGCAGGAGCAGAUUGUAAUCCUAUAAGACCAAAUGGGCAAUGUUAUAAUCCUAACUCAAUUGCAACCCACUGUUCUUAUGCUGUCAACAGUUAUUUCCAACGAAAUGCAGCCAAGGGUGCUACUUGUGAUUUCAAUGGUGCUGCUAUGCUCACUAAUGCUGACCCCAGUGGUGGGAGUUGCUCCUUUUCAGCUACUUCAGGCACCGGUAAUCCUACCAGGACAGUGCCUACAGCAUCCCCGACUACGCCAACAUCCACUCCAGUAACCGGUGUAACUCCUGUGUCCGGCACAGGCAUGAACCCAACUACUGCUUCCCCUUACACUGCCUUGCCAAACACAGGAACCGGGGUGCUUGGAGGUGUUGGCACUGGAAUGGCCCCUUCUGGAUCAAUCUACGACGACCCCAACAUCGGAAUGAAGCUUCAAAGCACCAGCAUGGGCUCCAUGUUAGCAACAGUGGCAAGCUUAACUAUCAUGAUUAUGUGGAAUUGAGAAUGGAGCAUUUGAUAUGAUGAUCAUGAGAAUUAUUGUACUAUUUUGGAUCAAUUCUAAGCUGAUUUUGGGGAUGUUUGCUCGUUUUCUAGCUCACUUUGUAUUUUGGACCUGUAAUUUCUUUUGUUCUAUUAUGUAAUAUGUAAUCUAGUUAGGAAGGUAGGGGGACUAUUAGUAAUUUGUACAAGCACUAUCAUAUACUCUGAGCAUCUAUCCCACGGCUGUACAACUUUUAUGUAGGAAGAUCUUUACAUAUUUGGUAGUUUUUUUUUUUUAAAUAUAGAUGAAUGGGAUUCUGUUUUGGUUGGAGCAAA
Messenger RNA from Amaranthus tricolor (Joseph's coat), 1111 nucleotides. Its product is annotated as PLASMODESMATA CALLOSE-BINDING PROTEIN 3-like. The transcript is spliced from 4 exons. NCBI's taxonomy places the organism in Eukaryota, Viridiplantae, Streptophyta, Magnoliopsida, Caryophyllales, Amaranthaceae. The record is from RefSeq and is a predicted model, not a curated record. The coding region runs from base 177 to 797 and encodes 206 amino acids.